CAACAUCCUCGUCAUCCUCGUCAUCCUCAUAUUACACACAGAAACAGUCAAAACAAUUCAAUGAAAAUCAUUCUAAUCGAAUGUUCAUAAAACAUGUUCAAACUGAUAGUAGUACAACAACACGACAACAUCAACAACAAUCACAGUCUAAAUUCAAUAAUAAUAUUCAUAAUCUUAGAACAAAAUCAAAACAUGUAGUAGCGUAUAAUAGCGUACAACCACCGAAAACUACAUUCAAAUUGAAAUUAUUACAUAAAAAAUUCUAUAAUAAUAAUAAGAAACGUAAAAAUAGAAAAUACAGUCAACAAUCAAUCAAAUCAUUAUCAUCUCAACAAAAAACUAUUUUAAUGUCUAAGCUAAAAAAACAAUCACGAAUGUCUAAUAAAAUUAGUGUUAAAAAUAGAAAAUUGAAUAAACUAGUAGUAGUAACACAAUCAUCAUCAUCAUCAUCAUCAAUGAGAAGGAGGAGGAAUAUCUCGAAAAAAGUAUCAAUGAAUCGACGUUAUGCAAUUGUACCUAGUUCAUCAACAACUGUAUCACCAAUAUGGUUGGGACGUUUAAGGCCAAGACCAGUGAAAUGUGCACGAUUUGAAUGA
Schistosoma turkestanicum is the source of this 596-nucleotide messenger RNA. The record is from the annotation of a GenBank genome assembly. NCBI's taxonomy places the organism in Eukaryota, Metazoa, Platyhelminthes, Trematoda, Strigeidida, Schistosomatidae.